This is a messenger RNA of Mizuhopecten yessoensis (Yesso scallop), 951 nucleotides long. Its product is annotated as protein FAM183B-like. The coding region runs from base 96 to 503 and encodes 135 amino acids. Gene Ontology annotation, cellular component: ciliary base. Lineage: Eukaryota; Metazoa; Mollusca; Bivalvia; Pectinida; Pectinidae. The transcript has 4 exons. The record is from RefSeq and is a predicted model, not a curated record.
ACUAUGUACACUGAACGUCACUUCCGGUAAUGAAUGUGUUGUCGAUUUAGGAAUAUAUUUUUGUUACAGUGAUCGGACUAUAGAUAUACAUCACUAUGGCGGCUAAAUCUGAGAAAGAUCCGCCAAAUUUUGUGCAUCAGAACGCCAUUCUUUGUGAAACUAUAAUGAAAGAACAGAGACAUCAAAUUCUAUACACAAAUUUCAGUGUAAAUCCUUACAAGAAAAUUCAUGCCUUAUCUGGGAAACCUAAUUCUAAACAUGACACUGAAGAAGGCGAAGAAGACACACAUUUCAAAAAAGUGAUAGCACGAGCAAAUCAAGAACCAGUAAAGAAAUAUUCUUUUCCUCAAACAGAAGCUCAAGAAUAUGGAUGGAUAACUCAACCUCUGAUUGAUCAAGACAGAUCUGACAAAAGGAUAAAUUUCUUUCGCCAGAAUACUGCCAUCACAAAAUAUAUGGAUGCUGCGUGGCGAGUAAAGGAACAAACCGAGAACAUGAAUUAGUGACGCCUUUAAUACCGAUCAAUGCCUUGCUGAUAAACCUCACUACCAUCAGAGUGGCACUAUAUUGAGAUUUGAGACACUUUGUUUGCAAUUCUCCAAAAUGUUUUACUCAUGUUUAACACCUUUUACAUUCAGGAUAUUUAUAAAUGUGAUGCAACUUGCAGUUGUGCCCCAUCAUAGGUUUCAAAUACCAUCAAAUGUUUCACAUGUAUGAAGAAAUAUGAAAAGUUCAAUAUGGCACUGAAGUGAAAUAAAUGUCAGCUGUCAAAGUUACACAAUCUACAAUAAUCAUGUGCAAGUUUUUUUUACUUAUUUCAUAAGAUCAUGAAAUAUACAGAAAAUUACUAUCUAGCAUAUUUGUGAUAAGUACAUACUAUCUGUAAUGUUUAUUUUCUUAUAUGUCUAAUAAUUUUACAAUAACUCAUUUAAUAAAUAUUUUAUAUAACUG